Salmo salar (Atlantic salmon) is the source of this 2044-nucleotide messenger RNA. RefSeq names its product cytohesin 1 interacting protein (gene cytip). The record is from RefSeq and is marked provisional. Gene Ontology annotation, molecular function: protein binding. NCBI's taxonomy places the organism in Eukaryota, Metazoa, Chordata, Actinopteri, Salmoniformes, Salmonidae.
AACACAUGCAGAGUUACUCUACUGUACUAGCUGUACCAGAGCUACACUAUGGCGCUGUGAAGAGAGUGAGCUCCACUCCACCAUGCAAUCCACCAUGAACUUCAAUGGGCUCCUGCGACAGGGCAGCCAGGACAGUUACAUUAUGGAGGGCUCUCUGAGGAAGAAGGGUCAUCUAUGGUAUCGGCGCUCUCUGAGGGGACACCAUGACAAACCCAGUCAGAAUGGGGGGACUACUCCCGGGACUCUGCCAAGAGGCUGGAAACAGUCCAACAGAACCCGCUCAAACUCCUUGGUGGAUUACUGUGACCCUCAGAGGACUACUGUUAUAAUGCAAAAACAAGACAAUGAGACGUUUGGAUUUGAAAUUCAGACAUAUGGUGUACAGCUGAAGAACAGCACUGCGGUGGAGAUGUGCACAUUUGUGUGCAAGGUGCAGGACGACAGCUCGGCUGAGAGUGCAGGCCUGACCACCGGUGAUGUUAUCGUCACCAUCAAUGGGGUCAGCAUUGAGGGCUUGAGCCAUCAGCACAUCGUUGACCUGAUUCGAAAAUCCACCAACUUUCUACAGAUGGAGACGGUGUGUGGGACGGUGGUGAAGAGGAUUGAGCUGGAAAAGAAGAUGAGCUUGCUCAAGCAUACCCUGGGAGAGAAAUGGGUGGAGUUGCAAGCGCUCACAUUACAGGAAAAACGCCUUACGCGAGGUAACCUGAAUGACAGUUCUCUACACCCCUCUAUGGACUCCCUGAUGUCUCUACUGUCUCCGUCUGGACACAGUGACCACUGUGGCCACCGUUUCUCCAGUGACAGUAGCUGCCGGAGUGGGAUGACAGAGGACAGUGACCUGGCCAGUGUGUUUGGGGACCUGAGCUCUCCCAGCCCCUGCAAUGUGGCCAGUCCAGAUGAUAGCUGCUUCUUCUCCACAGACUUCCCCCAGGAAAUGCCCAGGGCCCCGGCCAGCCUCAGCCGUCCCCACAGCGAUAGCCUGGCUGGCAGCAGUGGCUCCCUCUCCUCCCCUUCUUGGGACCCCUCCAGAGCCUCCUCCUCCCUGUUCGGGACACUCCCCAGGAAGGCUAGGAGAGCCAGCGUCCGCAAACACAUCCUGAAGUUCAUCCCUGGAUUCAACCACUCAGUGGAGGAGGAGGACACCUGACCUGAGCUAUGAACGAACACUUCAGUAGGUCUGUGUCUGAUGUGAUGUUCAAUACAAACAUUUCCUGCUGGGACUGAAGCAUUGCCAAUAUGGACACCGUGCCCCUGGCUCAGGAGUAGCCACUCAAUUAACAUUAUUGGGAUGAGAAGCAUUAGGAGGUAAAGAGAAAUCUCCCUUUGACAAAGGCCUUCAGUUAUCUAUAGAUACUGUAUACGCGAUGGACUGCUUAUGUGGCUGACUGGCUGUUGCACAAUUUCCAUAAUGAGAAAACAGCAUUAAUCCUUAUAACGGUAACAAUUAUUUGUAAUAUAGAACACGGGGACUCCAUGUGUGGGCAGACAUGGCAACAAAGAUUGUGCUUGCCAUUUCUAAAAAUGUUACCAUUGUAUGAAGGGUGAUAACUAUGCAUGAAAAGCCAUGAUGUCCCUGAAUUCAAUAUUUUGCUUGUAUAUAACUUGAAGUGUUAUGCUUUGCAUAUUUGAUACAUUUUAUUUUAAUUUCACCUUUAUUUAACCAGGUACAUACAUGCAAUGAAAGAAUUUACCAGCAACAGUUUGUCACCUAAAAAAAGUGUGAGGUCUUAACCAGGUAGCUAACUUCAUAGUUCAAAACAGGAUGUGGGCAGAGAAGGAGCUACUUUCGUACCCGUACCCAAGUUUCAGGUUAUCUACAACUUACUUUCAGUCUUGAUAGUUAUACUACAAAUAAGAACCGUCUUUGCUCUAAUUCAUGGUAUUUUAACAGAGUGCCGUGGAAUGUUACUCAACUGUUUUGAAUGUAUGCUUGAUGUGUGCCAUUUGCUGCUUUCAUUGAGAUUCAAAAAGACGUGUUUGAAAUUCCCUGAAGACAAGUGACUGUAAAGUUUUACACAAAUAAAAAAACGGUAUAUAGUGA